This is a messenger RNA of Spodoptera litura, 469 nucleotides long. RefSeq names its product THAP domain-containing protein 2-like. Lineage: Eukaryota; Metazoa; Arthropoda; Insecta; Lepidoptera; Noctuidae. The record is from RefSeq and is a predicted model, not a curated record. Gene Ontology annotation, molecular function: sequence-specific DNA binding.
AACUGUCAAAGUGGCGCUGUUAUAGUUGGUGCCCAAAACAUUGCAUUUCUCUUCGUUAAAAAUAAGAAAAAUAUUUAUUCUAUCAAAAUGACUCGAUGUAUUGUAUUGAAAUGCUCGGAAAUAGGAGUCCAUCGUAUCCCAAAAGAUAAUAAAAUUCGUCGGCUUUGGUUAAAAGCCAUUCGCCGUGAAGAUUUGAUUCCAACAAAUAAUUCGAGGUUAUGUCGGAAACAUUUUGUGGAAAGUGAUUACGAAAAAAUCAGCAAAUACACAGGAGUUGAACACCAGCACAAAUAUCUCAAGAAAAGUGCUGUACCAUCUGUCUUUGCAUGGAACACACAACCAGUUUCGGAGAAGGCAAAGGCAAGACAAGAUAGAUUAAAAGCCCGUAACCUUAAAAAGAAACUGCUUUUUGAAAUGCCUUCUACUUCUCAAUCCUGUGAGGACAUAGUGCCACUUAAAAGAAGAUGAC